AUGCUCCCGCUCGAGCUAGUAGACGCGAUAUUCCAACUGCUCUCUCCCCAUUGCUUCAAGUACAGUGACGAGGUCUCCGCUGCGCAGACGGCUCUUGCUAGAUGCGCGCGGACGUGUCGCACUUACCACAAUAUGGCAUCGAGCGUCCUUUGGAGGGGAGAAGAUCUCAGCCGCAUUUGCACGGCAGUCUUGUCAAAUUUCACCAUCGGCCGUGUCAAGUGGCCCGCGGAGGAGGCGUUGAUCCGCGUCAUUAUCCUCAUGUUUAUAUGGGAACACGCUACCCCUGAGCUGGUGUCAGUCCUAUCGCCGUCUAUCCGCGUUCUUUACCUUCUUGAUGACCUCGCUGGAGAGGAGAAUGCGUCGCAGCAACUCGAGUUUGGGUACCGGAUGCGGCGUCAUGCCUUUAAACAGCUCAUUCCUGCUGUACUCCAGGGUCUUCCCGACCUUGAAGUACUUUUGCUGCGACCACUUGGACACAAAUCUUUCUGGUCCCCGUUCACGUCAACGCCAAACAAUUGCUUCGUCAACCAGAACAUCCGCAUCCUGCACAUAGUCGAGUUGUCAUCUUGCACCGUCGUGACGGCUGCCCUUGCCGCCAUCUCGACCAUCUCGAAUCUCGCUGAACUCAACAUCACCGUCCUCGGUCCCUACGCAUACCACAUUGAGGCAGAUCCAAUGGAAUGGUACAUACCAUCAACUUUCCACUUCCCGAGGUUGAGGCGACUAUCUCUAAAGGGCCACACAACAAGGGUGGCGGCCCUCGUCGAAGCAAUUGCCGCACCAGAUCUGGAAGACAUAGCACUGAAGACUGUGGAUACCACUCUUCCCGGCCGCGAGUAUCAAGACGUGUUGGAGACCGCGCUCUCCGAGCUCUUUGACCGGCUGCGUCGCCAGAACGCGGCAUCCCUGCGAGUGUUCAGCUUGAUCCUCCAUACCAUGGCUGGCAUAUCUGUGUUCCCCUGUGGAACCACUGCGGACACACCGUUUCCCUACUUCGCACGCCCGCUGCUAGAGAUUCGCCAUCUCCAGCGCAUCACUAUACAACAGAGCAGCCAGGGCAGUGACGUGAAUUCUCCUGCCUUGGUGGCGACUUGGCCAGCACUGCGGUCCCUCAGCUUGCCAGGCACCGAAGCCUCCCCUGACUUCCUUCAACUUAUCGCGUGCGAAUGCCCUCAGCUCGAGCGUCUGGAGGUGAGGAGGCUGUCGAAAGACUUUGUCGACUUCCUCCCACCCACCGUCCCUCCGUCCCCUCGUGCUGGGAGCGCAGCCCCUGACGCACGACGGACAUCUGCUCUUCGACAGCUGCGCACUUCGAUUCCCUUGGAGGUACCAGAACCCGAGGAUGCCACUAAAGUCGCCCGCUUCCUGGAUGCUCUCUUUCCACGGCUGAAUCCUGGGCAGUGCUCGCUGGGAUGCUUCCUCGAAGAGACUCGUAAUAAUAGACUCAAAUACCUGUGGAAGUCCAGGGCUCUUGACGUGCUGAAGGAAGUGUCACGGUUGCAGCGAACGCGAUGUAAAAUGCGCUGGCAUGUUACUUUCCAGUUUGAUUUACAAGGACAGAUACGGGCUCGUGAAUAG
Messenger RNA from Fomitopsis serialis, 1578 nucleotides. RefSeq lists its product as uncharacterized. The coding region runs from base 1 to 1578 and encodes 525 amino acids. The record is from RefSeq and is a predicted model, not a curated record. Lineage: Eukaryota; Fungi; Basidiomycota; Agaricomycetes; Polyporales; Fomitopsidaceae. The transcript has 4 exons.